Messenger RNA from Acaulospora morrowiae, 1114 nucleotides. NCBI's taxonomy places the organism in Eukaryota, Fungi, Glomeromycota, Glomeromycetes, Diversisporales, Acaulosporaceae. The record is from the annotation of a GenBank genome assembly.
UUUGGUUGAAAAUGAAAGAAAAAAACGUGGUAGACCACCUAAAAAAGAGAACUCAACUAUCGUCAAAGAAUUGCAAAAGACACUCCAGACAUUAUUGAAAAUAUCAAAAAGUGAGAUCCAGAAACCAGAUGAAACCGUUUAUCAGCGUGCAAUUAUUUCCUUGGACCGGUUGCAUAAGGAAUUCAAAAGUGUCAAGGACGUCAUCGUGAAAGUGAUCGACAUAUUAACUCAUAUGAUUUCGACUGUUAUCGGAAAUGGGUUGCUCGAUAACUGUCAUGAGGAAGAUAAUUGGGAAAAGAUCGUGCUUGACGUGUUUCUAUUGAUUGAACAAAUCAUACAAGAUAAUGAUUCGGACCGUGAGAUCUUUGGGCAACUUUGUUUGAAACCUUUUACGCAGGUCUUAAUGAAAUCAACCCUUUCAAUCGAUGUCAGGAGAACUAUAGCAGAUGUGGUGAAUGCUCUUUUGACGGGAUGUAAAGAGAACAAAAAAUUAUUGAGCCAAGAUAAUAAGGAUUGCUCAGAGCUCGUUACUUCUAUCAUAUCUGCGUCAGAUUAUGAACUGCAACUUCGUUAUUUAGAAAUCCUUUUCCGGUUAUGUCCCAGAAUGCAGAAAGAACGUGAAGCUUUUGCUGACAAGGCAUUUUAUGCUAAAAGAGAUGUGAUCCCUAUGUUCUUUCAAAUCACGGCUAGCGAGUUUUUCGGGGACACACGGCGCUUUCUGAACUUUCUUAACGAGAACAACGAUGGCAUAAUCAAGACUCCGAAGACGUUUAGGGUAUCACGAGUACUAUAUAACAUGAUUAUCUUGCAAAUUCCUGAAGGGCAGGAUUGUUUUUUUGUGGAUUUUAAUAAGUACACAAUGUCCACAACAAUAAAGUCAGCAGAGAAAGACGAAACUGUGGAAAACGAAGUGAUCGAUAUCAAAUAUUUCAAAAUAUCAUCUUGGGAUAUUCAAGUAAAUUCUAGAGAGAAUGUCAUCAGAAUAUCCAUCUCGGAAUCUCUAAGACUUGGAGACGAAAGUCCAUCAGGGGUCAAUGUUCUUAGUCUAAUAUUUGACUCGCAUGAAACUCACGCUAUGGAAAGCAUUAAAAAAAUUUUUGCCAAUAGACGAGUG